UACAUCAUUGGGAUUGCAUGAUAUAGAAACGUUACUAGGUACUAUUUACCAAAUAAUUGUUAAUAAUACAACAACACUCUCAUCACGUAAUGUUAAUUCAAAGAUGCGUGCCAAAACGGAAGUAUAAAUACAAAAUAUACGGCUGAGGCGGUUGCUGGGGUCACGAAAGUUCAUCCUAUUUUGAAUGUGUGUGUAUGCACAUCUGUUAAGUGAUCGACAAUCAUGUCUACGUGUGUUUGAAUCGACCGCUGAUGGUAAAACAAUACAACUGUGUCAAAAACAAUGGACAGAUUGAAUUCCGAGCAGACUAGACUGUCAGAGGAAAUGUUAUGACCCUAUCUACAAAGUGUGAAGCCAGCUUUUACCUGGAUUUUGGAUCUAACUAAGCGACCAUGAUGAUGACGAGUGUGGCUGAUACGGAGACCAGUUAUCGACAGCGUGGACAUGCGUCUUCAAAACUUGGUGCCAAUCCACGUGCCCUCAGAGAUCGAUCGAACAGACUAUUAGCGAAGGAAAUUCAGACAAAACACGGUCUGAAGAUUUUGCCUGAGAGACCUGGCUCCAAAGAUCCAGUUUCUGGCGUGAAACCUGAUCUACGAAGUCGUUCUAUGUUACAUAUAAGUCCCACUGAAGCUACCCCAGAUAUAAAAGGAAACAAAUCCGGCGACUUUGGCCAGAAGAGCAAUAUUAUAUACGGAAAAGCAGCAUUUUGUUUGCAACAGAAGCGUUGUGAUAAGAAAAAAGACAUAAGUUAUUCUAAUGUUGCUGACGGAAAGUCUUUAUCUUCUAAACAUAGGAUCGGUGUUUCAAAAAUACGCAACGACGAUCAUGGAAGUGUGGCCAUAGACUGUCGCCAGAGAGCAAUACAAACGAAUCAAAACACUGGGAAAGAUCUUAAGGGAAACAAGGCUACUUACACUGUCUCAAUUAAAUCCACAGAUAGACGUGAAUUUAACACCACCCUCACGAAAAAAGGAAGGAAUCGUUCCAUAGUAUCAAUACAUACCGCAGGAAGUGACAACAGCAGCGAAAAAUUCAUAGGCACGCAGAGGACGCAAAAAAAUCAGAAAUCUAUCACCAAUGUGACGUUAUCUACAGAUGCCGUUUCUAUAAGAAAUGGCUCUAACGUAUUACGUAAGUCUGUGACGUCAGUUGGAAGUGCUUUAUCCAAGCGUCAGAGUUCGGACGCCACCCCUCAUUUCAGUAGGCGUGUCUUUGUGUCAACUAAACACGUUGGGGUUCUUAAGGAUGGCACCCAGAUACAGAGAGGUGCGCGGCGUUCAACAGGUGAUACCGCGGGGUCAAGGGUUAUCAAAAAGGACUUCACGGGGUCAAAGAUGAUGGCAACAAAGAAAGAUAAUAGUGACAAAGAUGACAUAAACAGUUUAUACAAACAUAGGACGAAAGUAAAAUAUAAAGAUAAAAACACGGAGAGUGUACAGGGCUUUGACUUAAAAGAAGCAACAUGGAGGAAUGCCAAUAAUUCGGCAGAUAACACAUUGGAAAGUUUGUCAGAUGGAACUGUAGAGGUUUCUAAAUCCGAGUCUAAUUGGAAAGACAUUGAUUCGACCACUGGAACGGGGCUACGGCGCAGACGAUCUCUCAUCCCACGUGUACGUUCAUCAACACAACGCGCGAACGGCACGGGCGAUUGUGAUCGAAAUGAUACAAAUAAGCAGGGGUUACUGCAAUCUAGUUCAGCCGUGCGAGGUGCAGUGUUAUCAGUGAGAGCGAAAGUUUACACCAACGGAGAGGGGCAUGCAAUUACGGGCCACAUGGAGAUACCUGGUCAGUCUUAUAGUGACCAUGGCGAGAUUGACCGCUAUAGUCUAGACAGCCAGAAUUCCCUUAGUAUCAUUGCACGGGAACGACGAAAGUCAUGCCCCGUGUUUACCGAAAAGGGGAUAAACAGCACUUGUAAUAUCGACGGGAAAAAGAAAGGGAGAUAUAUCAAGAUUGUCAACAAAAGCACCAACCAUGGAGCUACAGACAAAUGUUCUGAUAGUGCAGACUCUAUUUUACAUACUCUUGAUUCAGUUGUCACCAAUUUAUCAGAGACAGGUUCCCCUGAUAUCCGGAAGUUACGUCACAGUUUGUCUAAGAUCCCCACGCCGACGAGUGUAAGACAGACUUCGCGUACGUCAACGUUGUCAGAAAGUCUUAGUGAUGAAGUGUGUAAGCUGGAGAAAUUUAACUACAAUAAAACAGACGGUAAUGUGGCCGUGAAUACAAACACAGGUAUCGCGGCUUGUACAACAGACGGUGCGGGAACCUCAAAAUGUGCAGCGGAAGCAGCAACAGAACAAGGAGCAGAUCGAUACACACGGUAA
Messenger RNA from Mizuhopecten yessoensis (Yesso scallop), 2330 nucleotides. RefSeq lists its product as uncharacterized. The transcript is spliced from 3 exons. NCBI's taxonomy places the organism in Eukaryota, Metazoa, Mollusca, Bivalvia, Pectinida, Pectinidae. The record is from RefSeq and is a predicted model, not a curated record. The coding region runs from base 393 to 2330 and encodes 645 amino acids.